UGGGGGCCUGGACCCUUGUGGGGACUGAACAGUGAGGGGACCAGACAGGCCUUGGGAAGGGACAGCAGCUCCCUGUUGCCGACCGUGUUUAAACAGAGUACAACCAGACUCCUCUUGGGGAUGUCACGGGGAUGGAAAUCUGGACAGAGGUAGAGGGGCAGGUCAGAGGUUCCAUGGAGCAGACAGCUCUUCCUCUGGGGCAGGCUAACUCACUCAUACCAGCAUCUCCUUGGAAGGAACAAGUUUAGCAUUCCCAAAAGUGAAGUCUUGUUUCCCAGGGUGUGCAGAGUCGGGAGUGGCUGGGGCAUAAUAAAUGAUAUCAUUUGACAUUUAGCAAACUCCAGAGAGUCAAGGCUGAGAAAAUCUUCCUGGCCAACGAGACAUCUUCUGUUCACAGAAAUUUCUAAUCGUGGGUGGGAGGCUGAUGAGUCCCGCAAUUCCUCCUAGAGGAGAGGGGUGACGGGCCCACUGUGAAUUACAAGGAAGCCAUUACAUAGGUCUACUGUCGAUGUCGGUGUUGGGGCCCAGCUCUGCGGGGAGGCAGGGUCCUCUACAGGCCACACCAGGUCCAAUAGUGGCAACUAGAGAAACAUUUCUAAGCUCUGUAGUGUCCAGGAAAGUCGCCUCUGUCUUGUAGUACCAUUUAAAGUAGGUCCUUCCUCAGGAAAUCUUGGGAAACACCACUUGGGUGGGACGGGGUCCUGAUGACUGAGUAAAGCCACGUUCACCUCAGGGUCUAGAACAGACUCCAAGCUGCUAUACUUAGGCAAGUAAUCUGGUCUUUGUGGCCAAAUAAUUCCUUGCCCCCAUGUCAGAGUAAGAGUAAACACUUCUCACAGACCUCUGCGUAAGUGUCAUGUAUGUGACAUGCUCAGCCUGGAGCCAGUACGUCAACGAGACUCUCCCUGAGGGAUUCUUACUAAAUCACCCUAAAGCUCCCUGAGGAAGGACGGUUACUCUUCCUGACAGGCUGAGGGGAAUGAAUUCCUUCUCUUGUCAGCAACAGACACAAGGGCUGAGACCUAAAUAUUAGGUCAAGGCCUCAGGCCCCAAGGUCCCUGCUGCAGGGCCCUAGACGUGAGCUGAUAAGCUCACCCGGAGCCUUCUUGUGAGGAAGCUGGGAGGACACCUGAGCUGGGGGGUCCUCCACUGUUCUGUGAACCAGAGUCCCAGAAAUGGCGGGGAUCCCACCAGCCUCAUCCCCGCAUCCCAGAGUUUGCUUGUAUAAGUAACCUAGCAGAACUGAAUCCAGUCUCCUCCCCAGGAGUUGCACACUGGUGCCUCGCCAUACGCUUUUUCUCAGCCUGUGGUCCAUUCUCGGAAUCCCUUUAGCGAGCUAAGCAUGUUUUCCUUGAAAGGCAUUCAAGGUGUGGCAGCCACAAAUCAUCCAAAGCUGGGUGCGGCAGGGUAAGGUGGGUGACCAUAUUGGACACUCGCUCCCGGUGAAAAGCAGGGCUGACCGGAGAAGAACGAACAUUCAAGAUAGGCCCCGAAGGGGAUUCUCAAAUGGCAGAGCACAGGAGACAGAUAUACACCCCAAGGGCUCUGCUGUAAGGUCUGUGUCCGUCUCUGGCCUCUAUUGUUUUGUCCUGGGUCUGUGAGGAGCCAGCAUGCAGGCUGGCUAUCUUCCCUUCUCCAGGAGCAGCAGGAGAGGGUGACCUUCCCACCCUCUAAGUGGACACCUGACCUGUUUUCCCUUGUCCCUGUGGAAUGGUGACAUCCAACAUGGAACCCUGUCCACUGACUUGUGAGCCGAAUCUCCCGUUGCUUCCCCCUUCCCCAGGGCCUUUGUUUGUCAUACACGCCAGACCCUGCUCAUCAAAGCCCCCAAUGCAACCUUUUUAAAACAUUUUGCCCUCCCCUUACAGAGUACAAGACAUACUGGUUCCGUAUAAGGUAAGGGUCAGCCUACAUGUUAGAAGAGCCCUGCUUACCGUGGCUGACUCAGACAAGCACCAGGUCAGGUGGAGGGAAGAGAAGGCCCGUCCCUCUCACCUUAGACUUCCGUGAAUUCUCAUUAGGCUGUUAGCUGGGCCCGGUUUCCUGCUGGUGAAGACCUCCAAGAAGGAGAGCAUUAGCAGAGCAUGCCCACAGUGCAGAGGGGACAGAGGGACAGCACUGCCCACAGUGAUUGGGGGCACAAGGAUAGAGCAAGGUACAUGGAAUCUGAUCUGGGUUUAGUCCCCACCCCCACCCCAUAUACAUACAGUCAUUUCCUGUUUCUGUGAUCUGGGACAGACUCUGCCCGCCUUGGAGCCUCAUCUAGAUGGUGAAUAAGCAUUCCUUCCUCACAGAGCUGCUAGCUCUCAGAAGGGGCCUAACAGGUCCUCAAAAACAGCUCCUGUCUUUUUGGAUUCUGAGACUCCAAACCCCUUGGACACUCAGUCCCUCUUUCAGUGACCCCAGGCCUGCGACUCCCGAAAUGUCAUACCAGCUCUCCUCCCGCGUUUACUGGGCAGGGCAACACUUCAUCUGUAAAGCCUCUGCCAGGGACUGCUGCAUUCCUGUCUGCCAGGCUCCCUGCCAGGGGAGCUUCCUUCUCUAACUGGUUUUGGCUGGAGUUAUCCUUCCCAGCACUGGGCACCUCGCUCUGAUCAGUCAUGGGUCAGAGAGCAGGAAGGUAAUACUAAAAGCACUCCUUAAACUCCAUAGUGCAUUCCUGGCCUGGUCUGGUCCUCAGCCAGCUUCCUGGCCUGGGUUAAAGAAUUGGAGAGGCCAUCUCAUGUCUGCCUGUUUCUACAUCCGGUCUGAGGCCACAGGCUCUUCCUCAGGUCUUUCUGUCUUUGCACUAGCUCCUCUUACGAACAGAGGUGGACGCAGAGGCGGGGUGUCAGGUAAGAUUCUUGUGGCCCGAUUUUAUUGAUCACCACAGCCUGGUGGUAAACGCAGCAACUGUCCUCUCAAGGCUCUCCGAAAUAUGUGGGAAGAAAGCCCUAGAAAUGGCAAGUCUCGACGGCCAUUCUUAGCAGGGCACGUUGGUGUCCCAAGUGUUUCACUCAUGGAGACUGGGCGACACUGGCCAGCAUGGACCACUCUUACAUUUAAAAAUAUUUCAGGGCCUGGAGAGAUGGCUCAGUGGUUAAGAGUACAUAUUGCUCUUGCAGUUUGGUUCCUGCCACCCAGGUCGGAGGGCACACAACUACACAAAACUCCACUUCCAGGAGAUCCAAAUCCUUCUCCUGAUCUCUGAGGGUGCCUGCAUUCGCAUGCACAGACCGACACACAGGCACACGCGCAUGCACACACGUAAAAAUAAAAUAAAACGUUAGAAAAUAGGUAAAAAUAUUUUGAUCCCCACCUAUAAUUCCAGCACAUGGAAGUCUGAAGCAGGAGGAGUCACAGGAGGCCAGCCUGGGCUACGUCAUAAAACCUCUGUCUAAAAACAAGGCUGUUUUCCUUAGAAGAAUGGAAAGCCCCCAGAGUCCCCCAGGCAAACUCAGCAGUUACUUUGGUGUAUUUUUUUCCUACACAUGGCAGAGGUGAAAUUUUAAUUUGAUCCUUUAUUUUUCCUGUUUCAACAAAGAAAACCUUGAUGGUUUAAUUUUCCUCUGGGAUCCACGAAUGCAGACAGGUUUGGACCCCAGCAUGUCAGCAGUUCCAGAAGCCAUCGGACCUGGACCCGAUAUAGUCAUGACAUGAGACCGGGGAGGGGACAGCCAGACUGUGCCCUCCACCCCUGCACCUGCCACCAGCGUUAUGACGUUACCUUUCCCAUGGAGGUUAUGAUCUGUAUCUAAUUAACGUGAGGGUGUGCUCUGAGCUCAUUUCUUCAGGUUCAUUUUUUCCCCCACAUGGAUAUUUAAUUGCUUUAGCUAUAUUUAUUGAAAAGAUCAUCCAUUCCCACCACAUUGCAAUGUCACCUUUGCCAUAAAUCAAGCGACCUCAUCCGAGUGGGUCUAUUUCUGGAUUCCUGCUUCUGUCCUGUUGCUCUAUUUGUCAAUCCUUGUGCUGUUUCUCCAGCAUAUUAAUUUCGGCAGCUUUAUGAUAAAUCCCAAUGUAUAUUUAGUAUAGUCCUCCGACUCUGUUCCCUCCGACUGCCGAGGCUAUUCCUGGUUCUGUUUCCUGCACAUUUUAGAACCAGUGUGUCAGUUUCUGCCACAAGAAAUAUGCUGAGCCUGAAAUAAGACUGUAGGUUGAUUUGGGAGUAACUGACAUCUUCACAGUGUGAAAUCUUCAACAUAUGAACAUUCUUUAAUAUCUCUAAUAAUGUUCUACGGCUUCCAAGGCAAAGAGGUUUAUUCCCGGGUGUUUGCUGUUUUUAAUGUAAGAUGAUAAAUAAGGUCAUUUCCUUUCUCUCUUAAAAUUCUAUCUUUAUUCUAUUUUGCAUGGGUAUGUGUGUGCUGCAUAUAUGUAGUGUACCUCAUGCAUGCAGGAGGCUGCAGAGGUCAAAGGGGGGGGGUGUCAAGAUCCCCCGAAACUGGAGUACCGGGUGGUUGUGAGCUGCCAUGUGGGUGCUGGGAACCAAACCCAGGUCCAGGUUCUCUGCAAGAGCAGCAAUUUUUGUUUUGUUUUUCAAGACAGUUUCUUUGUGUAGCCGCAGCUGUCUUGGAGUUCACUCUAUAAGCCAGGUUGGCCUUGAACUCACGGAGAGCCACCUGCCUCUGCCUCCCCAGUGCUGGAAUUAAAGGUGUGAGCCACCACUGCCUGGCCCAGUAAUCACUCUUACCCACUGAGUCAUCUCUCCAGAACCACUACCUCCUCCUCAAGACAGGCUAUCUAGCCCUGGCUAGUCUCAAACUCACUGUACAGUGCACUCUGGCCUUGAGUUCCUGAUCCUCCGAUCUCGUCUGGGAUUACAGGUGUGAGCUACUAUGCCUGGCUCUGUUUCAUUUUAUAUUGAAAUUCAACGAACUUUUAUUUAUGUUGGCCUUGAAUUGAAGACUUUCCAAACAAAUUUGGUUGCUGCAGACUCUUCUGGGUUUUCUACUGUCACAAACACACUGUCUCAAGCACGGCUGGCCUGACCACACUUCUGAUGAGUCCUAGUGGCCUUCCUUUAGGUCUCAGGUUUACCAAUGUUUAAAUGAUUAGCUGAUUGCUAAAUCUCUGUCUCCUACCCAAAGCUCCACUGACUGCUGCCAACCUCCGUAAUCCCUUGGGUGCUGGUCUUUCUCCUCGGGUUUCUCUGCUGCCUCUGGAGAGCUUGUCAAGGGAUAGCUGUUAGGGUGAACUCCAGAAGGUAUCAGAAUCAUGGAUACUACUUGAUACUGGUGCCUUCCCUCCCCAUUAAUUCCCAUGCAAGAUCCAAGAGCUGAUCUGCAAAAUCAGGGCUCUUGAAGGAAGGUCUCAGCCAGUUCCUUUGUGGCUCUGGAUGAUAUGAGUACCUCUAGAAAAUCUCACAGCUAUGGAGGCAGCAAGAGGGUCUGUGUCUUAGUUAGGGGUUCUAUUGCUGUGACAAAACACCAUGACCAAAAGCAAGCUGGGGAGGAAAGGUUUAUUUGGCUUACACUUCCAGGUAACAGUCUGUCACUGAAGGGAGUCAGGACAGGAACUCAAACGUCAGGGACCUGGAGGCAGGAGCUGAUGCAGAGGCCAUGGCGGGGCGGGGGUACUCCUCCUGGCUUGCUCAGUCUGCUUUCUCAUAGAACCCAGGACCACCAAUCCAGGGAUGGCAUCACCCACAGUGGGCUGGGCCCACGACGCCCUACAGCCCGAGCUUAUGGAGGCAUUUUCUCAAUUGAGGUCCCCUCCUCUCAGAUGACUCCACCUUGUGACACACUGACAUAAAACUAGCCAGCAGGGUCUGUUAACUAAUCCAGGAACAGAGGGUCUGCCUGAGGGGCUGCGAGGAUUGGUCUGCUGACUGAAGCAAGAGGCAGAGGCCGAAGCAGUCCAAAGAGGCUGCACGGUGGGGGCGUGAGGUACAGUGUCUGGGUCCCGGAACCUAGAGUUUUAGUCACGGCCCCUUGAGGUGGAAAUGAUGAGCGAGGAAAGGAAUUUGACAUCACUCUCCGACCCAAAUCUACCCAAGUGCCAGUGUCUGAAGACCCCAAGCUUAGGGACAAGGAGAGAGAGAAGACAACUAGAGAGCCGGUCAGCAUCUGCAGGGCAUCUAUUACUCUGCGCUCCCUAACCUUGUGAGCUGUCUUCCACAAACACCGCUGCACAGAUGGGAGAGGAACCACAGAGGCUCAAGUUGCUAACUUGCUCCAAGUCACUCCCGUUUAGGGACGAGGCUAUCUACAAGUGAGACUCAAUCACCCAUCCCAGUGUAAAGUCUUCCGCCGCAAAGGGUCCCCGGAUGCUGACUCUGUCCUUAAGGCGUGUCCGAGAGACUGUUGCUCUUCUAAGGGCCAUGCCAUGGGUGCCACUGCCUUACCCAUGGCACGCUCCCGGGGAGGAAGCAGUGGGCCUGCCACCUUUUUCAGUGGCACCUAUUGCCUGCACAUGCUCUCCAGAAGCUGCCAAAGUGAUGGGGAAAAUACUGUCCCGGGAGCGAGAGCAGUCAGAGAUUGCAAUGGCCUUGCGUGCCAGCUCUUCAACUAGAUGAAUAAUCCAAGCAUUCACAUGGUGAAAUGGCAUAAGCUGUGUGAGGCGGUGUAGUGUGGUCCCAGCUACUGCAGAGACUGAGUCAGAGGGAUACCCCUCUGGGAAACACAGCAAGACCCUAUUCACAGACAGAGACACAUUGAUUCAUUUCAUUUCUGAAAUGUUUUGAGCUACUUCAUAUUCAAAAACUCAAGUGUUGUUAUCAAUAUACUGAUUCCAGCCUGGGACUCCCUAGGAGUGACCAGGACAGACCUUGGGAAACCCCUCAACCCUCCGGAUUCCCAGUUAUCCCCUCUCAGGUCUACUCAUAGUAUCUUUUCCAAGCCCACGUCAUUCCCAUUGACAGAGUUCAGUAAAGUCUCAUACAAGAUCAGCAAGGUGUAGCGUGCAGGACAGACCACAAGAGAUACUUUGUGCAGUGUCCUGGAAUAGGAUUAAAAUCCACAGGAAGUGGGCACCAUGUUCCGAAAGAAAAAGAAGAAACGCCCCGAGAUAUCCGCCCCACAGAACUUCCAGCACCGAGUCCACACCUCCUUUGACCCCAAGGAAGGCAAGUUCGUGGGCCUCCCCCCACAAUGGCAGAAUAUCUUGGACACCUUGAGGCGACCCAAGCCUGUGGUGGAUCCUUCUCGAAUUACACGGGUACAGCUGCAGCCCAUGAAGACGGUGGUGCGGGGCAGCUCAGUGCCCACGGAGGGCUACAUCUCAGGGCUGCUCAACGACAUCCAGAAGUUGUCGGCUAUCAGCUCCAAUACCCUGCGCGGACGCAGCCCCACUAGCCGGCGGCGGGCACAGUCGCUGGGGCUGCUGGGGGAUGAGCAAUGGGCCGCUGACCCGGAUAUGUACCUUCAGAGUCCUCAGUCUGAGCGCACUGAUCCCCAUGGCCUCUACCUCAGCUGCAAUGGGGGCACACCAGCAGGUCACAGGCAGAUCCCGUGGCCGGAGCCACAGAGCCCACAGGCCCUGCCCAAUGGGCUGGCUGCCAAGGCACAGUCCUUGGGCCCUGCUGAAUUCCAGGGUGCCUCGCAGCGCUGCCUGCAGCUGGGUGCCUGCCUACCGAGUUCCCCACCUGGCACCUCACCCCCUAUGGCCACAGGGAGGCGUGGGGUGAAGGCUGCCAAGCAUAGCUCAGAGGAGGUGCGGCCACAGUCCUGCCUGGUGGGCUCAGCCACUGGCAGGCCAGGUGGAGAAGGCAGCCCUAGCUCUAAGAACCAGGAAAGCAGUCUCAAGCACCGGCUCUUCCGAAGCAUGUUCCUGUCCACUCCCGCCACAGGCUCUGCAACCAGCAGCAAGCCGGUCCCUCUGCCACAGAACAAGCUCAACUCCGCUUUCCGACCACCGCAGAAAGAUUCCUCCUCAAACUUGGUGGCCAAGGCCCAGUCCUUGCCCUCGGACCAGCCUAUGGGGACCUUCAGCCCCCUGACCACCUCGGAUACCAGCAGCCCCCAGAAGUCCCUCCGCACAGUCCCAGCCGCUGGCCCACUUCCAGGCCGGUCCUCUCCAGCAGGCUCCCCCCGCACGCGGCAUGCUCAGAUCAGCACCAGCAACCUAUACCUGCCCCAGGACCCCACCGUGGCCAAGGGGGCCCUGGCCGGCGAGGACACGGGCAUUGUGACACACGAGCAGUUCAAGGCUGCACUCAGGAUGGUGGUGGACCAGGGUGACCCCCGGCUGCUGCUGGACAGCUAUGUGAAGAUUGGGGAGGGCUCCACGGGCAUCGUGUGUCUGGCCCGGGAGAAGCAUUCGGGUCGCCAGGUGGCCGUUAAGAUGAUGGACCUCAGAAAGCAGCAACGCAGGGAGCUGCUCUUUAACGAGGUGGUGAUCAUGCGUGACUACCAGCACCUCAAUGUGGUGGAGAUGUACAAGAGUUACUUGGUAGGCGAGGAGCUGUGGGUGCUGAUGGAGUUCCUGCAGGGCGGGGCCCUCACAGACAUCAUCUCCCAAGUCAGGCUGAAUGAGGAGCAGAUUGCUACCGUGUGUGAGGCUGUGCUUCAGGCCUUGGCUUACCUGCACGCCCAGGGUGUCAUCCACCGAGACAUCAAGAGUGAUUCCAUCCUGCUGACCCUCGACGGCAGGGUAAAGCUCUCAGACUUUGGAUUCUGUGCUCAGAUCAGCAAAGAUGUCCCCAAGAGAAAGUCCCUGGUAGGAACCCCAUACUGGAUGGCUCCUGAAGUGAUCUCCAGAUCUCUGUAUGCUACCGAGGUGGACAUCUGGUCUCUGGGCAUCAUGGUGAUUGAGAUGGUGGACGGAGAGCCUCCCUACUUCAGCGACUCCCCAGUGCAAGCCAUGAAGAGACUCCGGGACAGCCCCCCACCCAAGUUAAAGAACUCUUACAAGGUCUCCCCAGUGCUGCGAGACUUCCUGGAGCGGAUGCUGGUACGGGAACCCCAAGAGAGAGCCACGGCCCAGGAGCUCCUGGAUCACCCCUUUCUGCUGCAGACAGGGCUGCCCGAGUGCCUGGUGCCUCUGAUUCAUCUCUACCGCAAGCAGACCUCCACCUGCUGAGUUCACACCCAGGGUGCACCUGCCGCCUGUGCCCACAGGCCAAGGACGCUGGGCAGCCAGUCCGCUGGCAGGGCCUUCCUGCCUUUGUUCUCUCAGUAUUCUCUCCAAAGAUUGAAUGUGAAGCUCCACCCCUUCCCUCUUGCCCUUCUGCCCACUGGGCCAGGCCGGACCUGCCCCCUUCAAUCUCACUCCCCAGAGUCCCAGUUGCCUUUGGGAUGACAGUGACCCCCCUUUUGCAGGUUUGGCCCUUUGCUAUUUGCACAGGGAUAUUUCUAAGAAACACGGAGAGUGGUGCUCCUGGCCACCGGUCAGCAAAGCUGACAGGCCGCUGCAGAUUUUAAAAAGCAGUGUCCACUAGUGUCCCGGGCCACCGAGUGGGUGUGUGCCCCAUCUUCACACGGACACUUGCUAUUCUCAGUUACAGCUUCAAACCCUGGAGUCCCAGAGGGCCACGGGGAAGACUUUUAUUACCUGAGUCCUUCUUCCUCCCUGGGCCUGACUUCUGGAAGCCCUACUUGCCCCUGUUUCCGUCUGUCCCCUGGCACAGCCUUUCCUCAGAAGGCCUCCACAGAACUGUGAAUUGCCUGUGUGUAGGCCAUGGGAGUAGUAGCAAGGGGAUCUUCUGAGAGAGAGUGUGUGGCUGAUGGUAAAAGUGGCUCCUUCAUUUUUUCAGGAUGGAGAGAACAUAUUCUCAUUCUCUCCCCCCCCCCACCGUGUGUGUGUCUGUGUGUGUGUGUGUGUGAAGUCUCCCCAAAGGCCCAGGCCUUUCCAGUUACCCACAGAGAGCUUCAGAAGAGCUGCACCCCCCAGUCUUCUUUUCUACCAAGCUCUACGAUGAAGGGACCUGCUCUGGGGCCUAGCUUUCUGCCUCUUAAGUCUCAUGUUAUUACCUGAACAGUGAAGGGGUGUGUAUGUCAAGUCUAAACACAUGCUGGGGGGCCCUGAAGUUUCUGAGUUUCUCCCAUACUGAGACAGGAAUUGCUUCACCUGCCAGCAACUCAAUAGCCAGAUCAUCAGGGACCCUCUUUGGAACCCUGGGCUGGGACGGAAAGGUGAACCACCUCCUGCGGAGGAGGGGAGGCUCAUGUCAAGGAAUGGGUACCUCCAUGUGUGAACCAGCUGCCCCUGCAGAUGCUUACCUGCCCCCUUGUCCCCCCUCCCUCCCUCCCCACCUUCCUGGCUGUUGUGAGACAGGGAAUGCCAAGGAAGAACUCCACUGUCUGGACCACAUCCAGAUAAUAUUUUUAGAUCCCUCUGCUCCCUGAUGACCUGCAGUAGGGCAAAGAAAUCGCAAGGUCUUUUUUUAAGGGUCAGAGUUUUAAAAACAAAAGCAUCUUCCCUAGAAAUUUUUGUGAAUUGUUUGCAACUUGUGCCUGUUUUAAAUUAAACUGAAUGUUCGAACCUC
This is a messenger RNA of Alexandromys fortis (reed vole), 10399 nucleotides long. RefSeq names its product p21 (RAC1) activated kinase 6 (gene Pak6). The record is from RefSeq and is a predicted model, not a curated record. Gene Ontology annotation, molecular function: ATP binding; protein serine/threonine kinase activity. Gene Ontology annotation, cellular component: cytoplasm. The transcript is spliced from 9 exons. Gene Ontology annotation, biological process: regulation of MAPK cascade; intracellular signal transduction; protein phosphorylation. NCBI's taxonomy places the organism in Eukaryota, Metazoa, Chordata, Mammalia, Rodentia, Cricetidae. The coding region runs from base 6949 to 8994 and encodes 681 amino acids.